Messenger RNA from Homo sapiens (human), 1923 nucleotides. It is a transcript of the gene CSTPP1, whose product is annotated as centriolar satellite-associated tubulin polyglutamylase complex regulator 1. The transcript is spliced from 8 exons. Gene Ontology annotation, cellular component: centriolar satellite; cytoskeleton. Lineage: Eukaryota; Metazoa; Chordata; Mammalia; Primates; Hominidae. The record is from RefSeq and is marked validated. The coding region runs from base 46 to 870 and encodes 274 amino acids.
CCGGAAGCCGGAGAGCUGGAGCUUUGAAGCCACCCCGGUCAAAGGAUGCUGAGUCCGGAGCGCCUAGCCCUACCGGACUACGAGUAUCUGGCUCAGCGACAUGUCCUCACCUACAUGGAGGAUGCAGUGUGCCAGCUGCUAGAAAACAGGGAAGAUAUUAGCCAAUAUGGAAUUGCCAGGUUCUUCACUGAAUAUUUUAACAGUGUAUGCCAGGGAACACACAUUCUCUUUCGAGAAUUCAGCUUCGUCCAAGCCACCCCCCACAAUAGGGUAUCAUUUUUACGGGCCUUCUGGAGAUGCUUCCGAACUGUGGGCAAAAAUGGCGAUUUGCUGACCAUGAAAGAAUAUCACUGUUUGCUGCAAUUACUGUGUCCUGAUUUCCCGCUGGAGCUCACUCAGAAAGCAGCCAGGAUUGUGCUCAUGGACGAUGCCAUGGACUGCUUGAUGUCUUUUUCAGAUUUCCUCUUUGCCUUCCAGAUCCAGUUUUACUACUCAGAAUUCCUGGACAGUGUGGCUGCCAUCUAUGAGGACCUGCUGUCAGGCAAGAACCCCAACACAGUGAUUGUGCCGACGUCGUCCAGUGGGCAGCACCGCCAACGACCUGCCUUGGGCGGGGCCGGCACGCUGGAGGGCGUGGAGGCGUCGCUGUUCUACCAGUGUCUGGAAAACCUGUGUGAUCGGCACAAGUACAGCUGCCCACCCCCAGCACUUGUCAAAGAGGCCCUCAGCAAUGUUCAGAGACUGACCUUCUAUGGAUUCCUCAUGGCUCUCUCAAAGCACCGUGGAAUCAACCAAGCCCUCGGAGCUUUGCCUGACAAGGGGGAUCUGAUGCACGACCCAGCAAUGGAUGAAGAGCUGGAACGGCUGUAAGUGUCAAGUGGGAGGAUACUGCCCCCUUGUGGGGGCCAGACGGGUCGGACACGGCUGUGCCCCAUCUGGGGCCAACACCACUUGUCUGUAACAUCCCACAUCUGCCAGGGAAGGGUCUGGGGGCCAGUGGAGGCCUGAGGUGUCCCUCCCUCUGAGUCCUUUGGGGGCUGCAGCCCAGGGGUUUACCCUAGUGUUAAGAGUGGGCAUGGAGGCCCUGCUCUCUGUACAGGAGGCCUCUCGCUGCCCUCCAGGCUUCUUCCCUUCUUCAGGCUGGCCCAGGUCCCAGGCCUGGUCAACUCGGUCACAGCCAGUCCAGAGGCCAGUUGCCUGCCUUCCCGGACCCCUCCCCGGGUUGGCUCUCCCUGGAGACCUCUCCAUCAUUCCCGAAAAGUGGAUGGAGAGAGUGAUGGCUCCACUGAAGAGACAGACGAGUCGGAGACUUGAGGAGUCCAAAGGGUCCUGCCCACAGCGCCCUGUACCUGCUCCCACCCAGCCCUUGGUGUGCCCACCCAGCCUCCUCUCCAGCACCUUGCUGUGCUGCCCUCUGCUGCUGACAAGGUGAAUAACAGCCCCAAGACCAGCCAGAGGGGCUCUGAUGAUCAGCCCAGCCAGUGGCCCCGGAAGGUGAAUGGCCUGCUCUCCCUGGCCCUAUCAGCCUGUGAACUUCACUUAGGCCCCAAGCUGACAGACUGUGCUGAGGCCACCUUGUCACGCCGUAGCCUGUUAGUCCUCCUAACCUCUUAAGAGCAGUCUCUUCUGAGCCAGCCUCUGCGGGUCCCCCAAUAAGGUUCAUCUCCUCACAGCAACUCCAUUAAGGGGGAGAACCCGAAUAGCCACGCAGGGCCUUGCACCAUCAAGGGUGACACCUGCGACGCAAGUACCAGGAGGACAUAACCGCUGUGGCCUGUUGGAGAACAGCCAGUAGCCUUGGUAAUAUGAAGGGUGGGCCAGAAGAUGAUUUCACUUGCAAAAACUGCUUCAAGUCUUGACCCCUUUGUGUCUAAUAGCUAAACAAACAUGUGAAACGAAUAAAAAGUCCCUCAUGUCUGGUAA